This is a messenger RNA of Entamoeba histolytica HM-1:IMSS, 678 nucleotides long. Its product is annotated as serine/threonine-protein phosphatase 2A 65 kDa regulatory subunit A, putative. Gene Ontology annotation, biological process: protein dephosphorylation. NCBI's taxonomy places the organism in Eukaryota, Evosea, Mastigamoebida, Endamoebidae. Gene Ontology annotation, molecular function: protein phosphatase regulator activity. The coding region runs from base 1 to 678 and encodes 225 amino acids. The record is from RefSeq and is a predicted model, not a curated record. The transcript has a single exon.
AUGCAUGUUGUUGAUUUUAUUCCAAUUCUUGGACAAGAGAAAUCAGUUACAAUUAUUACUUUAUUACAAAAGAGUGUUCAAUCUCCUGAUUGGAGAAUAAGAAAGUCUAUUGCAAAACAAUUAGGAUUAUUAGCUCAAAGCACACCAAUGUAUUCAUCUUAUGUUGAAGAAAUUUGUGUUGCAUUACUUAUUGAUAAUGUUAAUAAAGUUAGACGUGCAGCAGCAAAAAGAAUGGGUGAAGUGAUUAAUGCAUUUUUGACUUGUGGAUAUGUUGGAGCAUCUUCCUUAAUUCAAAAAUUAACAGAUAUGUCUAAAGACCCAAUGAAAGUUAGAAGAGUUGACUUUGUAACAGUUGCUACUUCAUUAUUUGUUGCUCUUCCACCAGACCAAUUCAAUCCAUAUAUCCUUCCAUCUUUAGAACUUGCAAGUAAAGAUAAAGUUAGUGAAAUUCGAAUUGCUGUAGCAACAAACAUUAAAAAGGUAAUGGAAAAACAUGAACAUUACAAUGAUGAAAUUAAAAAACUUUCAGAACAAUUAAAACAAGAUGAAGAUGUUGACGUUAAAUUUAUUAUGGAAAAUGGACCUAUUGAAUUGUUUAAAAGAAAGAAAACUAUCACCCCUGUUGUUGAAGAUCCAUGUGAAAGAAUUGUCUCAUUUGAGGGAUUUGGAAGAAAGUAA